Trachymyrmex cornetzi is the source of this 532-nucleotide messenger RNA. RefSeq lists its product as uncharacterized. The record is from RefSeq and is a predicted model, not a curated record. Lineage: Eukaryota; Metazoa; Arthropoda; Insecta; Hymenoptera; Formicidae. The coding region runs from base 101 to 532 and encodes 143 amino acids. The transcript has a single exon.
UCAAUUUUGCUCUGAAUAGAGAGUGAUUAUGUGAGAACUAUUCAGACUCAAUAUACCGUACAGCACUUCUAAGAAGAAAAAAGCUACUGUCAAAUCUAAAAUGGAUUCCUGUGACUGGACGCGAAUGGGGAACGAGGAUGGUGAGGGAAUGGCCGGUGCGGAUCCGGCCGCUUCUUGGCAGCAGUGUUACACCUGGUGCACGCCGUACUCACAUUCUCACCCUCACCACCAUCCGCAUCAUCCUCGUCAGUAUCAGGGCAGCCAGUAUCAGCAACUACCAGAAAGCGUCUCCGCCGCGACAAAUGCUUCCACCCACUAUCCAUCUUCCCAGCAACAUCAUCUGCAGCUGCAAAAUACCCAACCGCCACCUCUAGACCAGCAACAGCAUUUUCACCCUAUUAGAGGACAGGGCGGACUCCGGAGAGCCGUUUCUUAUGACGAAUCAGGUAUCCAAUUCGCGUGCAGCGCAUCAAUUGUUACAAUAUCGAUCCAUUGUUUAAUGAAAAGAAAGAAACAAUUUCGUACGAAUUAA